AGGCAAGGAGAAAGAAAGACGGUAAGUAUAAGAAACCGUACCGUACGCAACUAGAUCUGCGGCUGCAACCUGAAAGCCCUUUUGUGGCAAUAGUCGAAACUUGAAGCAAAGCGAUUGUGGAUGCGAUGCGAGGCCACGAUUGGAUCAACAACUCGCUUCCCGACGAGUUAAUCGUCGAAAUCUUUCGCCGCCUCGAUUCCAAAUGGAGCCGCGACGCCUGCUCCCUCGUCUGCACUCGCUGGCUCCGCCUCGAACGACUCACUCGAGCCGCCAUCCGAAUCGGCGCCACCGGCUCCCCCGACCUCUUCGUCCACCUUCUAUCCACUCGCUUCUCCAACGUCACCACCGUCCACAUCGACGAACGCCUCUCCGUUUCCCUCCCCGUUCACCUCGGGAGAAGACGCGCCAGCGACAAUGCCUCCGUUUCGUCGCUGAAACUGCAUUACGUGACGGAUAAAAACGGUUCUGGCUCUGAGGAGAGCGAUUUCGAUUCGCUCUGUUUGUCGGAUGCUGGCUUGGCUUCUCUCGCCCAAGGCUUUCCCAAGCUGGAGAAGCUUAGGUUAAUUUGGUGUUCUAAUGUCACUAGCGAUGGAUUAUCGUCUUUGGCGAGGAAUUGCACUGCUUUGAAAGCCUUGGAUUUGCAGGGUUGUUAUGUUGGAGAUCAAGGUCUAGCUGCUGUUGGGCAGUGUUGCAAGCAACUUGAAGAUCUGAAUCUACGUUUCUGCGAAGGCUUGACUGAUAUGGGUUUGGUUGAAUUUGCCUUGGGCGUGGGAAAAUCAUUAAAAUCUCUUGGUGUAGCAGUUUGUGCCAAAAUAACUGACAUUGCAAUGGAAGCUAUAGGAUCGCACUGCAGAUUGCUUGAGACCUUGUCCUUGGACUCUGAGUUCAUCCAUAAUCAAGGGGUGCUUGCUGUAGCUGAAGGAUGUCCAAAUUUGAAAGUUCUAAAGCUGCAAUGUAUUAAUCUUACAGAUGAUGCUUUGAAAGCUGUAGGCGCCAGUUGUUUGUCUCUGGAGUUAUUGGCUCUGUAUAGUUUUCAGAAAUUUACUGACAAGGGUUUGUGUGCUAUUGGAAAUGGAUGUAAGAAGUUAAAGAAUUUGACUUUAAGUGAUUGCUCUUUCCUAAGUGACAAGGGUUUGGAAGCAAUUGCUACUGGCUGCAAGGAACUAACUCAUCUUGAAGUCAAUGGAUGCCACAACAUCGGAACUAUGGGACUAGAGUCUGUUGGAAAAUCAUGCCUACAUCUCUCUGAGUUGGCACUGCUUUACUGCCAAAGAAUUGGUGAUGUUGGCCUUCUUCAAGUUGGACAGCGAUGCAAAUUCUUGCAAGCUCUUCACUUGGUAGAUUGCUCAAGCAUUGGAGAUGAGGCCAUGUGUGGCAUAGCUAGUGGCUGCAGAAAUUUAAAGAAACUUCAUAUCCGUCGCUGUUAUGAGAUUGGGAACAAAGGGAUCAUUGCUGUUGGUGAGCAUUGUAAGUCGCUAACUGAUCUUAGCAUUCGAUUCUGUGAUAGGGUGGGGGAUGCUGCACUUAUUGCUAUAGCUGAGGGCUGUUCCCUUCAUUAUCUGAAUGUUAGUGGUUGCCAUCAAAUUGGAGAUGCUGGAGUGAUAGCCAUUGCAAGAGGGUGCCCUCAACUCUGUUAUUUGGACGUUAGUGUACUGCAGAAUUUGGGGGAUAUGGCUAUGGCUGAGUUGGGAGAACGCUGUCCAUUGCUUAAAGAAAUAGUACUCUCACACUGCCGUCAAAUAACAGACGUUGGCUUAGCCCAUCUUGUAAAAGGUUGCACUAUGCUUGAGUCAUGCCACAUGGUUUAUUGCUCUGGUAUAACUUCAGCUGGAGUGGCCACCGUGGUUUCUAGCUGCCCCAACAUAAAAAAGGUCCUUGUUGAGAAGUGGAAGGUUAGCCAACGGACCGAACGUCGAGCCGGCUCUGUCAUCUCCUACUUGUGUGUGGACCUAUAGACCUCCUUUGGUAUAUAUGCAUAUCCAACCUUUUCACAGUGUGAUGCGUGAAUGUAAAUAAAGCUGCAAGCUAUGGGAAUUGGUGCUGUAAUAGGAUGGAUGACUGUAAAUGUUUUGACAUAAGCAGAACUUAAGUUUCUUAGUGAGGUUUUUUCUUGAACAUAGUGCAAGAGUCAUGACUAUUGUAGGACCCAAUAGGCGGUAGAUAAUCGGUGUUGUUUACAGUAACUUUGAUUUACGGAAAGAUGUAGUUGAAUAAAUAUUAUGUAUUUGAUUGUUUAUCCAGUAAAAAAAAAAAAGACUAAUAUUGAUGUUACACAAAAAAUGUCAAGUAAAAUAAAUAUUUGCUUUGAU
Messenger RNA from Abrus precatorius (Indian licorice), 2309 nucleotides. RefSeq names its product F-box/LRR-repeat protein 4-like. The transcript has 8 exons. Bases 126 to 1955 code for a protein of 609 amino acids. Gene Ontology annotation, biological process: SCF-dependent proteasomal ubiquitin-dependent protein catabolic process. NCBI's taxonomy places the organism in Eukaryota, Viridiplantae, Streptophyta, Magnoliopsida, Fabales, Fabaceae. Gene Ontology annotation, cellular component: SCF ubiquitin ligase complex. The record is from RefSeq and is a predicted model, not a curated record. Gene Ontology annotation, molecular function: protein binding.